Molecule: messenger RNA, 858 nt
Organism: Periophthalmus magnuspinnatus
Lineage: Eukaryota; Metazoa; Chordata; Actinopteri; Gobiiformes; Gobiidae
Gene: spata17
Product: spermatogenesis associated 17
Exons: 9
Coding region: 1-858 (285 amino acids)
Biological process (GO): spindle organization; mitotic cell cycle; establishment of meiotic spindle localization
Cellular component (GO): spindle pole
Molecular function (GO): protein binding
Source: RefSeq, a predicted model, not a curated record
AUGGCGGGCGUGCUGCGGUUGGACACAGAACAAGACUUUCGACAAGAAUACUUUUAUAGAAACAGUUUAGCAGAGGAAAGUAGAGAGAAAGAAAACCAGGCUGCCAUCCGCAUCCAGAGCUGGGUCCGAGCCUGCAGAGUCCAGGCUUAUAUCAGCCAUCUGCACAAGAAAGCAGUCAUUAUACAGAAGAUAUGGCGAGGCUUCAGAGCAAGGUCACGUUUCAGACAAAUGGUGAAGGCGGCAUAUUUUAUCAUGAAGAUGAAUUUCUACGAGGCCAUGGCGGUCAGAAUUCAGAGAAGAUGGAGAGGAUAUUAUGUGAGAAAAUAUGUCCACAAUUUCUACGCACGCAAGAGUUAUUUGGAAAAUAUUUCAAUGAAAAACAAACAAGUCAGGAGAGAUCUGGAUGAACUUGAGGAGCUGCAGAGGAGAGAGAGGAAAUGUCUGGAGAUGGUAAAAGAGCAAACAGCCAAACUCUACCAAGCUCAUCGUUUACAUCAUCUCGUCAGUACAAAGCAGUGCCCAGGGGUCUUUAACUCUCCAUUCAGACGGGCCCCCCAUGAGAUGGAGCUGCUGCUGAGGCAGGUCAAGUACCAGGCCCCCACCAGGCUCAACCCCAGGGACAGGGCUUUUCAGUUGGGCACGCCUGGCCCAGCAGCCCCCAAUUUUCCUGAGACCCUUGGAUCCCCAUGGAUUAAAAGCACACAUUCUGGGAGCUCCUCAAGGCCUGUACUGCCCCCCAUUGUCAGCAGGAAACCACAGACCUCCUACACCCUGCUGGAGGAUGUGCAGAACGACCUACGUCAACACAACCUCAGUGCCUUUACACGGCCCAUCUACGCCAACAAGACCCUUAACUGA